AUGUCCUCUCCACACACCAUCCAAUCACCCACAACCCAGGAGAUCGAAACCUCCUUCAUCCAAGUCCUCAGCAACGGCCCGCUGAGUCUCGAAGCCAUCACAGACCACAUGACCGAAUUGGUUCCAGACCACGAAGACGCCGUCGUAGCAGUCUUCGAAUACAUGGUCGAAGCCAUCGAAGGAGAAGGGGAAUCCACAUAUCAACUCCGCCCAGAAUAUCUUCCAACCAGCAGCAGCAGCAAGCAAGCGACUCCAACCCGCAAAACACCACCAGCACCCCUUUCCUUCGCCCGCUCACCAGCCCGCUCCCCCCAACCUUCCUCCUCCCCUCUUUCCUCUCCACCAACCCAUCUCAGUUCGCCAGCAUCGUCCCUCCCACCCCGACCACGCCCGCGCUACACUUCCUCCUCCCCGCUCUCCAGUCCACCACCGACUUGUGAACUGCGCUCGCCGACACCACCACCACCACCAUCGCCGGCGGCAAGACCGGUCAGACGUACGCAGCGUGCGGGGCAAAAGGGCAAGGGCAAAGCCAAGACCACUACUACGACUUCGUCUCGCGUGACCAAGAAGAAGACUGGAAAAGGCAAAGGAAAGAAAGGAGGCAUGGAGAAGGUGCAGUGUAAUGGUGUUACAAAGAAGAAGAAGACGAGGUGUGGGCUUAGGAAGAUGUGUGAGGUUGGGCAGGUGUGGGAUUGUGGGAGGCAUGGGUGA
Messenger RNA from Bipolaris victoriae FI3, 714 nucleotides. RefSeq lists its product as hypothetical. NCBI's taxonomy places the organism in Eukaryota, Fungi, Ascomycota, Dothideomycetes, Pleosporales, Pleosporaceae. The coding region runs from base 1 to 714 and encodes 237 amino acids. The record is from RefSeq and is a predicted model, not a curated record. The transcript has a single exon.